AUGAAGUUAGCUUUUAAGUGUAUGCUUACACCGCGAUUAUAUAAAAUUUAUCGAGAUGGCCCUAAAGAAAGCAUGUAUGAGCCUCAAGGGCUGGAGAAAUGGAGUGACAAAGUAAUAUCAACAACAAACACUCUGUUCAACAUUGGUCUCUACACCUCGCCCUUCAUCUGUCUGUACGUGUACCGGCGCGGUUUCUUCUCUUCCGACGAGGCGCGUUUCCUGAUGCGAUGUUUUUGGGGCCUGGGCGGUCUAUUCGCAUUUUGCUACAUCGUGCGAGGCAUAGGACGCGCUGCCAAUCCAAAAUACGUCGCCUUCGUCAAUGCUUUGUCCACACCUGCCAGUGAUAAACGCAAUCUCCUCGAAAAUGUCAGGCGUUACGAUUUCGAUUUUAAAUACUGGCCAAUAAGUUAUACCGUAAACUCCCGUGCCAUAGUACCUUGGUUCCGGAAUCCUUUCAGCCGUACAGCCAAUCCCGACCUCCCUGUGUACCAGCGCAUUGGCAUCCAGUUCUUAGCGUACAUGGCCACUCACACAUUCGGUCUUCGCUUAAUAUACCCUGGCUCCGUAUCGCUCAUCAAUCACCUUCUUUCAACCGAGCUUUUCAAAGGUAGAACCUUUUUGGUGGAGAAUUUCAACGGUUUACGGGCGAAGAUACAGACCGCUGAUACGAACACUAUUGAUACAAUGUUCAUUGACAAUCGCGUUGAACAUCCGUCAAGAGGCAAAAUCCUAGUGAUAUGUUGCGAGGGUAACUCGGGAUUUUAUGAAAUAGGUAUUAUGACUACUCCGGCGAAAGCAGGGUAUUCCGUGCUUGGAUGGAAUCACCCAGGGUUCGCGGGAAGUACGGGACGUCCUUAUCCUGAUCAAGAACAUAACGCGAUUGAUGCGAUUAUACAGUACGCUAUAACGGAACUUGGUUUUAAACCAGAAGACAUCGUUAUGUACGGUUGGAGUAUUGGCGGUUAUUCCGCUGCGUGGGCAGCAGUGAACUAUCCCACGAUUAAGGGCUUGGUAUUGGACGCAACUUUCGACGACUUACUGCCGCUAGCGGAGAAUCAGAUGCCCGCCUCUUGGUCCCUCCUUGUGAAGGAAGUUGUCCGCAGCUACGUGAAUCUGAACGUAGCCGAGUGGGUGGUAAAAUACAAUGGGCCGGUGCAACUCAUCCGCCGCACCGAUGAUGAAAUCAUUUGUCUCAGACAGGGUCAACUAGCCAGCAAUCGUGGUAACAAUCUCCUUAUAAAACUGGUGGAAAAUCGCCACCCUAGUAUGAAUUCGAACACACGGGAUGCACUGCAUCGACUCGUGUCGCUACAAGAGGCUCAACGUGCCUCUCUUAUCUACACUAGUGUUAACGAGUAUGAGCUACGAGCGCUUCGGCUGAUCGGAACUUACCUGCGUGACUAUAAAUCUACCCAUUGCGUUCCACUUUCAGCGCAGCACUUCGAAAGCGUAAUGGAAGUAAUAACGGCCAAAACUAAAGAUUAA
Molecule: messenger RNA, 1485 nt
Organism: Diatraea saccharalis (sugarcane borer)
Lineage: Eukaryota; Metazoa; Arthropoda; Insecta; Lepidoptera; Crambidae
Source: the annotation of a GenBank genome assembly